GCGCGGCAGCGGCCGCCCAGGGCGCGGCGCGGCGGGCGCGGCGGCUGCCGGCGCGCCGGCCGGGGGCCGCGAUGCAACGGCGUGGAUGCCCUCGCGGGUGAGGCCACGGCUCCAGUCUGGUCUGCUGGCGGCGAGGGACUACGACCAGCUGUCCCGCGAGAGGAGCUUCCGCGUCGUCGCCGAGGGCGAGGGCUACAACCCAGAAAGGGUGCGGGAGAGGGCGCUCGAGCAGCCCCUGGCCGUCGCGGCGCGGGCCGCGAAGGUCGCCUGGAGCCUCGGCGCCUUCUACGCGGCGCUCGCGCUGGACGAGUGGCGGGGGGACACCGGGCCAGACGCCGUGCAGAGAAGGUCGCGCCAGCUGCGGGAGACGCUCCUGGACCUGGGGCCCUGCUACAUCAAGGUCGGCCAGGCCCUGGCGAACCGCCCCGACAUCGUGCGCGACGACUACAUGGUGGAGCUCGAGGAGCUGCAGGACAAGGUGCCGCCCUUCCCCUCCGGCCAAGCCAGGGCCAUCAUCCGGCAGGAGCUGGGCCGGGAUCUCGGCGAGGUCUUCUCCGAGCUCAGUGCCGAGCCCGUCGCUGCCGCGUCCCUGGGCCAGGUGUACCGCGGGAGGCUGCGCGGCACUGGCGAGGAGGUCGCCGUGAAGGUGCAGCGGCCGGGGCUCGAGGACGUGAUAGCUGUCGACAUGUACAUCUUCCGUCAGUUCGCCCAGCUGCUCAACGAUUGGGCGCGCCGGAGCCUGGGGUGCGACAUCACGCUGGUGGUGGACGAGUUCGGGGCUAAGCUGUGGGAGGAGGCCAACUACGCUGUGGAGGCGUCAAACGCGCAGAAUUUCGAGCGGAAUUUUGCCGGAGAUCCGAUGGUGAAGAUCCCAAAGAUUUUCACCGAGCAUAGUAGCGAACGGGUGAUCACGAUGGAGUGGAUAAGCGGGGUCAAGAGUACAGACCUUGGGGGCCUCAGGCGCGCGGGCAUCGACGUCGACGCAUUCAUCAGCAACGGCGUGCAGGCCGCGCUGCGGCAGCUGCUGGAGUUCGGCCUGUUCCACGGCGACCCGCAUGCUGGAAACAUCUUCGCGAUGCCAGACGGGAGGAUCGCUUACGUGGAUUUCGGGAACGUCGCAACGAUCAGCCAGAAGCAGCGGAUUGUCCUCCUGCAGGCCAUCACGCACGUUAGCAAUUCGGACUACGCCGGGAUCGCCAACGACUUUGUGCGGCUGGGCUUCCUGCGGCCUGGCGCGGACGUGUCGGGAAUUGUGCCAGCAAUGGCCGACAUAUGGAAGGAUUCCAUGGGCAAGAGCAUCAGGGAUUUCAACUUCCGGACUGUCACGGCGCGCUUCAACCAGCUGGUCUACCAGUUUCCCAUCCGCGUUCCAGAGCGCUUCUCGCUGGUGAUACGCGCCCUGCUUAUGCAGGAGGGCAUCUGCCUGUGCCUGAACCCAGACUUCAGCAUCAUCACCGUGGCGCUUCCCUACGCCUCCAAGCGGCUGCUCAGCGACCCAGACCCGUCCCUGCGGCGCGAGCUCAUGAACAUAGUGUUCAAAGAGGACGGCGCUGGCAGGCCCGUCUUCCAGUGGCAGCGCGUGAAGAGCUUGGUGGAGAUGGCUCGCCAGGCCCGGGACGGCGCGUCGAUAGAUUUCAACGACGUCAUCGUCGACUUCUUCCGCGGCUUCCGGCGCGACCUGAUGCAGCAGUCGAGCGACGGCCGGGCCGCGGAGGCCC
Prorocentrum cordatum is the source of this 1718-nucleotide messenger RNA. The record is from the annotation of a GenBank genome assembly. NCBI's taxonomy places the organism in Eukaryota, Dinophyceae, Prorocentrales, Prorocentraceae.